GGCGCUGACGAACGUCGCAAUGAGUUAUUACAAAACGUCGUCAGGCGGCGGCGGCCAGCCACGCACGCGCCAUGCACGCCCCUGUUUGUGUGUGCGUGAGUGCGUGACGUCACGUGGCGUCACGACAUCACUACUACACCCGUGGCUGGGCUGUGCACGGCGCGAAGCUAGGCGCACGCCGCGUGAUCGGCACACGGCGGCCAUGCUUCCCCUCCCCGCCCCGCGAACCACUCGCGUCCGACGUUCCGCGGUGCGCGUAUCGUUUGUAUUAUUGUUUUUUAUUUGUCGUAAUAAAUAUGGAAACGUUCAUAGAACAAGUGAGAAAUCAUCCUUGUUUAUGGGACACAGACAGUGUAUCGUACAGAGAUUCGGCACGUAAGGAUUUGGCGUGGAAAGUGGUUGCUCAGAACUGCGGCUUGGUUAACGCGUCUGAAGCAAAAAAUCAAUGGAAAAGAUUACGAGAUAGCCACAGAGAAGCGAUGCGGAGGCGAAAAACAGCGCUGCAACCUCAAAAUUUCGGUCCUUGGAAAUACGAGAAACUAAUGGAAUUUGUACUGCCACAGAACAGAGAAACAUAUGCCAAUUUCUGCAAUGAAACGUACACAGAAAAUGCUCUAGUGAGUCUAUCGACUGAAGACAAUGAGUGUAAUAGUGAAAGCUCCACGUUAGAUGUAGAAAGAGAAUAUAAACGUCAGCUGAAGGAGAAAGAAAGAGAUGAAAUGAGGCGACAUAUUUUCGACGAGAAUAGAAUGAGACGUGAUCCACUGUCUGAUUUAUUUUCUAGUAUGUGCGAGAAGACACGAGACUUGCCCAAAUAUCUACAGCUCAGAGUACAAAGGGAGAUAUUCGAUUCCGUCAGUCGUGCUGAAGAGGAAGCUUUGUCUUUUGAAUCACAAGUAUCCAGUGCAUCCUAUUAUAAUGCUAGUUCUGAUAAAUUCGGACAAAUGGAAAUAUGUGAGUUAGCAGAAACUAAAUACAGACAAACUGAAAGUCCAGCGCCGAGCACGUCAGUUAUAGUUCCAGAACAAAAAGGAGAAAUAAAGCGGUAAAACUUUUUAUUGGCCUAAAUAAAUGCAAGAAACGUUUUACUUGACACCACACGUGUGACAACGCGUCAAAUUAAUUAAAAAAAAAU
Messenger RNA from Papilio machaon (common yellow swallowtail), 1135 nucleotides. RefSeq lists its product as uncharacterized. Gene Ontology annotation, cellular component: nucleus; transcription regulator complex. The transcript has 2 exons. NCBI's taxonomy places the organism in Eukaryota, Metazoa, Arthropoda, Insecta, Lepidoptera, Papilionidae. The record is from RefSeq and is a predicted model, not a curated record. Gene Ontology annotation, biological process: regulation of transcription by RNA polymerase II. The coding region runs from base 297 to 1049 and encodes 250 amino acids.